Engraulis encrasicolus (European anchovy) is the source of this 3824-nucleotide messenger RNA. RefSeq names its product NUAK family, SNF1-like kinase, 2 (gene nuak2). Bases 145 to 2205 code for a protein of 686 amino acids. The record is from RefSeq and is a predicted model, not a curated record. The transcript is spliced from 6 exons. Gene Ontology annotation, molecular function: ATP binding; protein serine/threonine kinase activity. NCBI's taxonomy places the organism in Eukaryota, Metazoa, Chordata, Actinopteri, Clupeiformes, Engraulidae. Gene Ontology annotation, cellular component: cytoplasm. Gene Ontology annotation, biological process: intracellular signal transduction; protein phosphorylation.
UUCUGGUGCGUUGGUGAGUGGGAGAGAGAGCUCACCUGUGGAGCAGUUGUGCGUGACUACGAUACCAGGAAAUGUUUGAAUCCGUGUUGUCUGUGGUAUAAGAAAGACUUGUUUGUUUCGUUUCAAAGAAGAUACAUCCAAACCAUGGAAACAACUAUCUUAAACGGCAGCGGACGUCUGUUAAACGAUUGCUUGGCAGCCCCUGUUGAAAACUCGUUUUCAGGUGGAAACAACGUUUGUCAGACUCCCGUGAAGCGACAGGCGGUGAAGCGGCACCACCACAAACACAACCUGAAACACAGAUACGAAUUCCUAGAGACACUCGGGAAAGGGACGUAUGGGAAGGUCAAGAAAGCGAUCGAAAGAUCUGGGAGACUGGUGGCCAUUAAGUCCAUCAGGAAGGACAAGAUCAAGGAUGAGCAGGACCUGGUCCACAUCCGCAGGGAGAUCGAGAUCAUGUCUUCUCUCAGCCACCCCCACAUCAUCACCAUAUAUGAAGUGUUUGAGAAUAAGGACAAGAUUGUGAUCGUGAUGGAGUACGCCAGCCGAGGGGACCUGUACGACUACCUGAGUCAGAGGCAGAAGAUCGGGGAGGCGGAGGCAAGACACCUCUUCAGACAGAUCGUGUCUGCAGUGCACUACUGCCACAGGAAUGGGAUAGUCCAUCGUGACCUGAAACUGGAGAACAUUCUUCUGGAUGGUGACGGCAACAUUAAGAUUGCUGAUUUCGGCCUGUCGAAUCUCUACCACGGCGACGAGUUCCUGCAGACGUUCUGCGGGAGCCCGCUGUACGCCUCGCCGGAGAUCGUGAACGGGCGUCCCUACAAGGGGCCCGAGGUGGACAGCUGGUCCAUGGGGGUCCUGCUCUACACGCUGGUGCACGGGGCCAUGCCCUUCGACGGCCACAACCACCGCAACCUGGUGCAGCAGAUCAGCACCGGCGAGUACCGCAAGCCCACCAAGCCAUCUGAUGCGUGCGGUCUGAUCCGCUGGAUGCUGAUGGUGAACCCGGAGCGGCGGGCCACGCUGGAGGAGAUCGCGGGCCACUGGUGGCUCAACUGGGGCUACCAGCGACCCCUGCUGGCCGAGAGCGAGAGCGCGGUUGUCGGCGGUACCACCGUCGGCUCCACCGUCAAAGGCACCAUCGCCGUGGCUACAGCUGCAGCGGCAACGACGCACACUCAAACACCGGCAGCGCCCACGCGCAUCGCUGACUGGCUGCGGCGCACCUCGCGGCCCUUGCUGCAGAGCAGCUCCAAGAUGCGUUGCCUGCUGCGCUCACAUGCUCCCGGUGGUAGCGGAGGUGGUUUGGUGGAGAUGGUGCGUCAGCGCUCCAUACGGAGGUCCCGCAAGGAGAACAACGUCUCCCAGAGCAUGCAGGACGGCCCCGCCGCCCGACCCCACAAGGGCAUCCUGAAGAAGCGGGGCAGCCUGAAGCAGAAGCCCCCCAACGACGCCCAGCCGCCCCCCACGCCCACCUUGCCACCUCAGGAGGAGAGUCCUGCACCACCACCCGCCACCCAGCCUACUGCUUUCAGCUUUGCCACCUCCAACGCGAGCACCCAGACCGCGCCCCAAUCGGUGCCCGCAGCCGAAGUGGCACUGCCACGUAAGGGCAUCCUGAAGAAGCCGGUGGAGAGGGAGUCUGGCUACUACUCGUCCUCCUCGUUCCCAGAGAGCAUCGACUCGCCACCGCCACCGCCCCCCUCAGAGGAGGCCCCCCUCUGCCCCUCCGUCCCGCCCCUCCGCAAGGGCAUCCUCAAGCGCAACGGCAAGUUCUCCUCGGGCGGCCUGCAGGAGUUCGGCUCGCUGGACCAGCUGGCCGCCUCCCUGCCCCAAGGGGUCGCCAGAGUGCGGCCCAAGGGAGCCGUCAGCGAGGACAGCAUCCUCUCCUCUGAGUCCUUCGACCGGCUGGACCUGCCGGACCGCGACAGCCCCGCCGCCCCCAUGGAGAAGCCGUCGGUAGCGGUGUCGGCCAGCAGCAUGAGGGGCUGCGUGUCCGCAGACAACCUGUUGGAGCUCAGGGAGGACAGAAGAGUGAACAUGGGCGGGGGCAACCAGGGCCACAGGCGGAUGCACAGUCCCUGGGACCUGGCUUGCUACCAGAGCAGCGGCCUGAGUGACAGUGUCUUCUCCAUCUCGGACUGUCCCAAUGUGACGGAGGUCUACAGGCAGGCCAUAGGAGCUGCCACUGCUGCCAGCUGAAGCUACAGUGAGCCAAUGGGCUACUUGAUGGACACUUCAGUGCAUGCAAAGGACAUUGGUUAACUGCAGAGGGAAACCCACUGACACGUUUACUACACGUCGAUGCGGAAAAACCUCUCUCUCUGAGGUUUUCUAGGACUUGUUAUAAGAGACGAUGGUGCUGGCCCGUGUUUUUGAGAAUGUGUUGCAUCCAAGAAGUGAAGAUCUUUUUUAAACAAGUGAAAACACUUAGGCUUGGCAGCGUAGUGGGACUGGCCAGAUCACUGUGAAAAACAGUGAAUGGAUGUUUGGUGUUAUGUCAUGUGGAGAGCAUGUCAGGGACAGAGGAUAAAACUAGACUUUUUAUACUGUAUGCAGUCGAAUUUUAAGGGAUAGGCUAAACUUGCAAUCAGGGAUGUUUUUAACAAAAAAAAUCUCUUAUAAGGCCACUGUUGUGGUUUGUACUUUUUUUUACAUUUCUGCAAUCAGCAUGUAUUGUUUUCAAUACUAGCUGCUCUGCUGCAAAAUGUUGCCAAAGAUUUAGCAAAUUCAGUCAAGAAUCACAGAUGACGACGACCUACUGUAUAUCACUGAACAGUUCUGUUGACAAGCCAGUGUUUGUUUUAAGGAAACAAGCAACCUUGGACCUCCAAAUCAUCGAUUCGGUUCAGGAGCAGUUUCAGAGAAAGUGAGAGGUUGCCAAUGCUAUUAUGCACUAUCAUCAUAAAUGAUCUGGUGCAAUAAACACUAGCUGGUUUCUGCUGCACAGUGGGACACACUCUCAUCUGUCCACGUUACCGGAGUGCGUUAAUGUUUCACUUUUAUGACCUCCCUGCUUGGCGGUCUAGACUGAUCAAGUGCUCUACUGGAAUUUUCAUUGCUCUGUGGUCAAGGGAACAGUGAGUCUUUUCAUGAUGGCAGAGGGAAAGUGACGUUUUAUGACCUCCUUCUGUCAACAGUUGGAACGCUAAUUUAUAAAACGAUGGUUUAGGCAUUUUUAAUAUACAAAUGAAAUUUAUUUGAAAUGAAUUUGGACAUUUCUUUGUUAAUUACAGUUUAAAACAACACAAGUUUAUGAUUGAAUGUUUUUCCUUUGAGUUUCAAAAUAACCACAAUGACAGGAGUUUUAAGUAUUGGGAUUUAGCAAAAAAAGAGAAAAAAAGUCAAUUUUGCUUACAUCAUAUUCAAACGAUUUCACAUGAUUUUAGAGUGAGGUUUACACACAAUUAUGGGAAUUAUAUUUUCAAUAGCAAUCCAAACAAACUGCUAUUUCAACCUUGAAGGGAUAAAGAAAAUUCAAAAUUCAUCAUUCACUAAUUAUUUGUCUGUAGCAUCGUGUCUGCAUUCUGCUCUCUUACCCUUGUUCACUACAAACUCCAUACUUAGAUACUCAGAUACUCUGUUAGUUUGUAAAUAGUAAAUGACUGGCCUUAACCAGUAUUCAUUCUCUGUUGUGGUAAACGUUUCUGUACUAUGUACUGGCAUUUGCCCACAAAGGAGGCUGUGAGUUAAGGUACAGGAGGUUGUAGUUUUUGGAAGUGCCUUUUCUGUUUUUCCAAAGAAGUUAAUUUAUAUUUUGUACCAACACAUGUGCCGUCAGUGGCUUUGAUGUGGGUCAAUAAAAACAUGGUUCAACUGAA